Messenger RNA from Mollisia scopiformis, 1284 nucleotides. RefSeq lists its product as uncharacterized. Bases 1 to 1284 code for a protein of 427 amino acids. NCBI's taxonomy places the organism in Eukaryota, Fungi, Ascomycota, Leotiomycetes, Helotiales, Mollisiaceae. The record is from RefSeq and is a predicted model, not a curated record. The transcript is spliced from 2 exons.
AUGGCAGGCGAUAAUUGGAGAGAUGGGAUGUUUGCGAUUCACAAUAUUUCCCUCGUCUGCAAAGCCUUCCACGAGCAUUCCUCAUCGGUCCUCUUCAAGGAUGUUUCCCUUUCUCAAGGUAAUGGUCACUACCACAGUCUGGUUCUAGCUUGCAAACAGAUUGAGAAUCUCUUCAGCCUUAUUAACACUAAUCCUGGUCUCGCGAAAGGUUGUAAGAGUCUCAAGUUCAGCCUACCAUGUACAGCUCCAGAGUUAGGCCGCGCAGAAACAAAUCCGGACUGGCUUUUAGCAAACAGACUUCUGACGUCGCUGCCACAAGUCCAAAUGAUCGAAAUCCAUGGUGGAUUCGGGUAUCGACCCUCUUGGCUAGAAAUAAGCCAGUUGCUCCGCUCCAUGAGCCACCUCAAGAGCCUCAAAUUUGGUUUCGUCAAACUCGCUACUCGAGCCUUCCCUCCCACAGAGCAACGCGAUUUGUACCUGCCCGAUGUUUGGAGAUGUGUCCAGGAUUUGGAUUUGCGGAGUUUGGAGCUCGAUGGGAUACGAUCCGAGCACAACAUAAGCCUUUGGAAUAUGUCAAAGGAGCUGGUGAGAACCUCCCCUAUCAUCAAUAUUUCUCUCGAGGACUUUGGCGAAACACCCAAAGCCCUAAGGACCCUUCUACGAGGGCCAAAAGCCUUGGAGCAUUUCGCCUUCCACAUUAGCAACGCUAACCGCGCUUCUAAGCUCUGGUCACUUGAAACUCUUCGAACUCUCCUCUACGAUCACUGUCACUCUCUGAAAAGCAUUGGAAUCAGUGCAUUAUCCAAAGAGAAAUCCAUCAGCCCCUUCAAUACUUCGAGCAACUUCCAUGGUUUCCCAAAGCUAGAGAAGCUGACCAUCUCCCCACGGGACAUGGAUGCCAAUGUCACUCCCGAAAUCGCACAUGGCUUCGCUUCCAAUCUUCGGCACUUCAUCUGGGAUUUCACCCUCCUAGAGCGAGAACCUUGGCACGCUUUCGGUAAGGACCAAAGAGACUGGCUCCUGAAAUUCGCAAAGCUUGCAAUUGAACGUGGGGCGACACUACGGAAAAUAGAUAUCGUCUUUACUCCUUCAGACGAAAUAGGAAUGGGGGAUGUUAUUCGGGCGCAAAUGCAGGACUUUUGGCCGUGGGAUCUUAUGGACGAGGUGAGAGAUGCUGUUUGUCCGCACAUCGAACUCGUAUACAAUGAUCAUGUGUCUAAGGAGCAUUGUGAAAUGCUUAUAGACUCUUACAGAGAAUAUGUAGCUGGCUACGGCAAUUUUUGA